Molecule: messenger RNA, 768 nt
Organism: Caenorhabditis briggsae
Lineage: Eukaryota; Metazoa; Nematoda; Chromadorea; Rhabditida; Rhabditidae
Gene: Cbr-rmd-6
Product: Protein CBR-RMD-6
Exons: 3
Coding region: 1-768 (255 amino acids)
Cellular component (GO): cytoplasm; spindle microtubule; mitotic spindle pole
Molecular function (GO): microtubule binding
Source: RefSeq, a predicted model, not a curated record
AUGCCAACUGAUGUUAUACUCUUGCAGUAUCUUACAAUAUCAGUUUUACUUCUCCUUCCAAGAGUAAAUAAAUCCCCCACACAAACAACCAUGAGUUUUGAUGAAAUCGACAAGACAUUUGGAACCAAGAACCGCGAUCAGGGAUACGACAUGCUCAAAGCGCGUCUCGACAAAGGAGAUCGUUCUGUUGAGGUUCUCUGGAGACUGGCUCAAGUGAUCCAUGAAAGAUCAGCUUGCAUGCCAAAAGCUCAAAGAAAAGCGGCCAUCAACGAUGGAUUGAAGUUUUCGGAAGAAGCUGUUCAGAAGGAUUCAAAUCACUUCAAGGCAUUGAAAUGGAAUGCAGUUCUCAUUGGACAAGCCACCGAGUACAUGCCGACAAAGGAGAAAUUGGAGUGCAGUAAGAAGUUCAAGGAACUUCUGGAUAAGUCACUAGCUAAGGAACCAAAGGAUACUGCUCUGCUUCAUCUUCGUGGUCGUUACAAGUUUUCCGUUGCCUCGUUGACAUGGCUUGAGAAGAAGCUGGCUUCCACCUUCUACCAACAACCACCAUCUCAUUCCUACGAAGAAGCCAAUGAAGACUUUUUGGCAGCCUACAAAGUGAAUCCAAAGUGGAUGGAGAAUCUCUUCUUUAUUGCAAAGUGCUAUGUAGCUCUCAAGGAUAAGAACAAUGCUCGCAAAUAUCUCACUGAGCUUUGCGACAUUGAACCAUAUUCUGAUGCCGAACAGGAAUUCCUCGAUGACGCCAAGGCAAUGCUUUCGAAGCUCUAA